This is a messenger RNA of Ictidomys tridecemlineatus (thirteen-lined ground squirrel), 3629 nucleotides long. RefSeq names its product mitochondrial calcium uptake 3 (gene Micu3). Gene Ontology annotation, biological process: calcium import into the mitochondrion; mitochondrial calcium ion homeostasis. Gene Ontology annotation, molecular function: calcium ion binding. Gene Ontology annotation, cellular component: uniplex complex. The record is from RefSeq and is a predicted model, not a curated record. NCBI's taxonomy places the organism in Eukaryota, Metazoa, Chordata, Mammalia, Rodentia, Sciuridae.
UGGGGAGAACUGAGCAUCGCAGCGGCAGCGGGCGGGGGUCUGGUCGGCCUCCUGUGCUACCAGCUGUAUGGGGACCCCAGAGGCGACUCUGCGCGGGUGCUGGCGCCCGGGCGCCUUUCCGAGAGCGCGGCCACAGAGCUCGAGGACCUGCCCCGAGGCCGGGGACUGCUUCCCAUCCCGGUGGCUGCUGCCAAGGAGACGGUUGCUGUUGGCAGAACAGAUAUUGAAGACUUAGACCUCUACGCUACAUCUAGGGAAAGGCGAUUUCGUUUGUUUGCAUCUAUAGAAUGUGAAGGGCAGUUAUUCAUGACUCCAUAUGAUUUUAUUUUGGCUGUUACGACAGAUGAGCCCAAAUUUGCUAAAACAUGGAAGUCGCUAUCCAAACAGGAAUUAAAUCAAAUGCUUUCAGAAACACCACCAGUUUGGAAGGGAUCAUCAAAGCUAUUUCGAAAUCUUAAAGAAAGAGGUGUGAUUUCUUACACAGAAUAUCUUUUUCUUUUAUGUAUUUUAACAAAGCCACAUGCAGGUUUUAGAAUAGCUUUCAACAUGUUUGACACUGAUGGCAAUGAGAUGGUGGAUAAAAAGGAGUUUUUGGUGCUUCAAGAGAUAUUCAGGAAAAAAAAUGAAAAGAGAGAAACUAAAGGAGAUGAAGAAAAGCGUGCAAUGCUGCGUCUUCAACUUUAUGGAUACCAUUCUCCUACUAAUAGUGUACUGAAAACAGAUACUGAGGAACUUGUCUCCAGAAGCUAUUGGGAUACACUGAGACGUAACACAAGCCAAGCAUUGUUUUCAGAUCUCGCAGAGCGUGCUGAUGACAUCACAAGUUUAGUAGCAGAUACUACACUUCUUGUACACUUUUUUGGAAAGAAAGGAAAAGCUGAGCUGAACUUUGAAGAUUUUUAUAGAUUCAUGGAUAACCUUCAAACAGAAGUUCUAGAAAUAGAAUUCCUUUCCUACUCUAAUGGAAUGAAUACCAUCAGUGAAGAAGAUUUUGCUCAUAUUCUUCUACGAUAUACAAAUGUGGAAAAUACAUCAGUAUUUUUGGAAAAUGUGCGUUACAGUAUACCUGAAGAAAAGGGCAUCACAUUUGAUGAAUUCAGAUCAUUUUUCCAGUUUCUGAAUAACUUAGAAGACUUUGCAAUAGCCCUUAAUAUGUAUAACUUUGCAAGUCGCUCUAUAGGACAAGAUGAAUUUAAACGUGCUGUGUACGUAGCUACUGGACUCAAACUUUCACCACAUUUAGUGAAUACUGUCUUCAAGAUUUUUGAUGUUGACAAAGAUGAUCAAUUAAGUUAUAAAGAAUUUAUUGGGAUUAUGAAGGACAGACUCCAUAGAGGAUUCCGGGGCUAUAAAACAGUACAGAAGUAUUCCACUUUCAAAUCCUGCCUAAAAAAAGAACUUCAUAGUAGAUAAAUAUUCCUAAAGCAAAUAUUAAUGGAUUACUGUUUAUAUGACAAAUGCAAGAAACAAAAUUUCUGAGAGUGGAAACAAGGCUGAAAUCAGAACAUGAAGAAAAGGAAAGGUGAAAUGCUAUGGAAUUUAUAUAUUUUUCUUGAACUGAAUUCUUAAACAUAAAAGAGAUGAAAUGCAUCUUCUUCCUACAGAUGUUAUAUAUAAUCAAGUUGACCUUUUGCCUUGAUUUAUUGAACUCUGCACUUUUUCAUUCCCUUCAGAAGUAUAUGCAUACUUCCACUGAUGAUAUAAUAAUAUAUUUAAAAUAUUUUUAUUUAUUAGGAAUUUUCCUUAUUUUAAAAUAAUUUAUGACUCAUAGAACACAGAUCAUAUAAAAAUGGUCAACAUAUUUGUUUUUGGUUUUGGACUGUGAAGUUAUUUUCAGAAAAUGAGUAUUGCUUCAGAAUUAUCUUAGAGCCCUUAGAAUUAAUUGUUUUUAAAUCCUUUUUAUUUAUCAGGUUUUUUAAUUAUAUUGAAAUUAUUUUGGAAAACAAGUAGAAAUUAAGCUGACAAAUAGUAUGAUGGUUUACAUUGUACUUUUAAAUUUUAAAAGUACUUAAGUAACAUAUAUUGUUUGACUUGUGUUUGACUUUUUGUUGUUCACUUACCAAAGCCAACAGAAUGUCUGAUAUUCUUCUAUGUAUAUAGUAAAGAAAUUUUAACUAUAAAUUUUUUUUCUCAAAACAAUAAUGAAAUAAAGGCAUACAUUGAUGGUUAGAAGCAGGGACACUUGUGAUAGUAGUCGCUAUCAUUAUUGUUUGAAAGUUGAUGCUGAUUCUUAUUGCAGGUAGCAUAUGUUAAAACACGAGUAAAAUAACAUCUUACAGCUCUGUGACUUAUUGCAUAUUCUUAAUUAUGUCCAGCAUCAAAAUGGGUAUUAUAAAAAGCUAGCAAAAUUAGAAGACUGAUGUAUAUUUAAAUAGAAGCUAAUAUUAUUUCUUGUGAAAGGACCACAUACAAAAGUGAUGCCAGUAAUACUCUAAAUAUAAUUCAUUAUUCAAAAUAAUAUGUCUUAAAAGGGAAAACAAAAACUUUCUACUGAAAAAUCACAAAUUAGGUUUUAACAUAGAGAAAUAAUUUGAUAGUACUAAAUAGAAAUCUUUAAUUAGAAACAUUUAGUUUUUACAAGGAUACUAUACAAAAGUCGUACAAUGAAUUUAAGCUAAUAUAUUUAUAUGUUGCAUGUGGAAGAUAUGUUCAUUUAUCUUCCUAAGAUAAUUAAUUGUUAUAUACACUCCAACUAUUACCCUGCUUUUACAUAUGAAAAUAGAAGACACUGACUUUUUUACAAGUUAUAAAAUGUGAAAUUGAUCUGCAUUAGCUUAUUUAUAAAAGUAAUGUUAUUUCCAAGAAAGUGUUACUGUUGGAAUUGAUUUUGUGUUUGUUAGACUUUUUACAUUCUUUAUCUUAUAUUAUUUAUUAUGCCAAUAUAGAAAAAUAGAUGCUUAAUUUUAAGAACCCCAUAUGUAACCUGCUUUCAAGGUUAUCUAUCUACUGUACUUUGCAUUGAUUAUUCAUAGUAUUAUCUGUUAUCUAACGUAAUGGAAAAACGUGAUGUAACUUUUGGCUCUAAGUUAUAUUAUCUUGUAUACAUGGGAAAUAUUAUAAAAUCAAAUUAGCCCAUUUAAUAUCCUUUGUUAGCCUUCAUUCUCCCAAUGAAGAACACUGUACUAUAUACACAUAGUUAUUAUUUAUUGUUUGUCAGAGUGAAUGGAUGAGUAUCUGCUUACAAGUCUGCAACAAAAUAUUAAAAUGGGAAUAAAUAAAACAUCCUAAUCAAUUUAAAUGGAAAGAGCAUAGUAAAUUACAGUGAUUUACUUGAACUUUAUUAUCUGUAAUAUAGGAGGUAAAAAUAUCUCACUGGAUUUUUGUUUACACCAAUUUAAAUAUUUUUAAAUGCUUUGAAAAUAAUGUACUUGUAUGUUGUUAUUUUCAGUAUUCUGUAAACUUUUCUUUGAAAAGAUUAAGCUAUACAUAAAAUUGUACUAUGACUACUUUUUACAGAAAGCUUAUGUGACAAAUGAUUUAAUGUACUUCUCAGAAUCAUUUCAUAAUAAGAAAUUCAUUUAACUUAAAUUCCAAUUAAUUGUCCUUAUUAUAAAUUACAAUGGAAAAGCAACCUGUCUUACAUUCUUGUAUUAUCUUAAAAUAAAUAUACCUGUCCUUGAAUCAAGAAA